Molecule: messenger RNA, 324 nt
Organism: Thermochaetoides thermophila DSM 1495
Lineage: Eukaryota; Fungi; Ascomycota; Sordariomycetes; Sordariales; Chaetomiaceae
Exons: 3
Coding region: 1-324 (107 amino acids)
Source: RefSeq, a predicted model, not a curated record
AUGCAGGACCCGGCCAACGCUGGCAGUGAGGAUAUAGCGGCUGCGCUUCUGUCUGCAUUACACAAGGCUGCCAAGACCGCCAAGGCUCAGUUCGGCUGUUCCCACACCCCACCUCACCACUGGUGCGAACAACCCCGCGUCUGCCGCCGUUACUGUGCGGCACUGUGCAUCGGGCGCCGAGAGAUGCAAAUCAUGGAGAUGAGGUGUGACAUUUUUGGCUUCACGCCUGAGGCCGACGCCACAUCGGAGCAGAAACCGCCCCACACGGUAGCGAGCCGCACGUCACCACCUGCAGACCUCAUGCAAGCACUUGAGGCAGCUUGA